AUGUACUCCAUAUCACUACCAGAGUCACAAAUUGAUGAGUACAAAGCCUCGAUUCGCUUCUUACGAGCCGUCUAUUCUCCUCUUGAACUUGUGAUCGCCGGCAACCAUGACUUGACUAUGGACACCCCAAUCUUCCAGAGAAAAGCGGCAGAAUCCCAACCCUUGGAUCCUCAACUAAUUCAGAAAUUUUAUGGCAACUACGGAGAAGCUCGAGAGUUAUUUGAUGAGGAGAAAGAAACGGGUAUCACUUUCCUAGAUGAAAGUAUCCACUCUUGUGUUCUCAUAUCCACACUAUCCAUGAUCAAGCGUGAUGGAAAUCCCACAGAUUGCUUUCUCACAAGUCAUUGCUCUGGGGAUCCGCAUCCGCUGAAACGAGGCUCGGAGACACUUUUUAUCAACGCCGCCAUGGAGGGCUCCCAGGAUCUUUUGAUACAACCACCGUGGAUUGUCGAUAUCGAGCUUCCAGCAGCAGCAGUCUGA
This is a messenger RNA of Penicillium verrucosum, 480 nucleotides long. RefSeq lists its product as uncharacterized. The record is from RefSeq and is a predicted model, not a curated record. Bases 1 to 480 code for a protein of 159 amino acids. The transcript is spliced from 2 exons. NCBI's taxonomy places the organism in Eukaryota, Fungi, Ascomycota, Eurotiomycetes, Eurotiales, Aspergillaceae.